AUGUCUGGGCCUUCGCCAGAGCAAGCGCUCGCUCUCCUCGCCCAAGCCAACAACCACGGCGAUUUGGCCGUAAAGCUAUCUUCUUUGAGACAGGCCAAAGAUAUCUUGGUUUCCGUAGAGCCUUCUCUUGCCGCCGAACUUUUCCCCUAUCUGCUCGAACUCCAGUACUCUCCCGAAACCCUCGUCCGGAAAUCCCUCGUCGAGGCGGUGGAGGAGAUCGGGUUGAAAGCAAUGGAACACUCUUCAGUAUUAAUGCCAGUUCUAUUGGCGUCUUUAAACGAUAAUGAUUCUAUUGUUGCCAAACAAUCCAUUGUCAGCGGCACCAACAUUUUUUGUUUCGUUUUGGAGGAGUUGUCAUUGCAGUUUCACCGGCGCGGUAUAGUUGAGAGGUGGCUUGAAGAGCUUUGGACGUGGAUGCUUAAGUUCAAGGAUGUUGUUUUUGGCAUUCUGUGGGAGGCUAGUUCUACUGGUAAGAAGCUGCUGGCUUUGAAGUUUUUGGAGACGUGUGUUUUACUUUUUACAUCUGACAGCAUUGAUUCUAAAAAAUCUGCCAAAGAAGGUACAACAAUAAGUGGUCGGACUUUUAACAUGUCAUGGUUGGUUGGUGGUCACCCUGUCCUGGAUCCAGUUGCACUGACGGCAGAAGCAAAUAGAUCUCUUGGCAUCCUACUGGAUUUGUUACGAUCAGCCAGUAGUCUGCCUGGGCCACUGACAAUAUCUGUUGUUAACUGUCUUGCAGCCAUUGGAAGGAAGAGGCCACUCUACUACGAAUCAGUUCUCUCUGCACUACUUGAUUUUGAACCAAACUUUGAGGCAGAGAAGGGAGGUCAUUUGGGCAGUAUUCAGUACUCUAUAAGAACUGCAAUGUUGGGGUUCCUUAGGUGUACUUAUCCUUCCAUUAUGGAGUCAAGAGAUAGAUUGCUAAGGACACUGCGUGGAAUCAAUGCUGGGGAUGCGGCAGAUCAAGUUAUUCGACAAGUUGAUAAAAUGAUGAAAAAUUAUGAGCGUGCUUCUCGUGAUGCGCGGUUCGCCGAGGACGAUCAGCUACCAAGUCAGCUCCCUAUGUUAGGGGAUGCUAUUAGAAAACGGCCUAUGCCUCUGGAAAAUGAAGAGCCAAACAACGGUUAUGAUGUGGCUUCCAAAAGAAUUCGUCGUGGUCCUAACAGUCAGUCUGAUCCACCAGGUCAAAAAAGUGAUUUGGUGCAGGAUUUUGCUGGUAAUGGAGUAUCUUCCAAGGUUCCUUUGUUGGAUGGUGGGUUGACUCCUGUUGAACAAAUGAUUGCCAUGAUUGGUGCUUUAAUUGCUGAAGGAGAAAGAGGCGCUGAGUCACUUAAACUUCUGAUAUCACAAAUCCAUCCGGAUUUGCUAGCUGAUAUUGUUAUAACUAACAUGAAGCACUUGCCGAAAAACCCUCCACCACUUAUCAGACUUAGUACCUCUUCAGGAAGUCAACAAAGUGGUUCAAGUGGUCAAUCAUCUGAUGUGGUACCAGUAAUUUCCACAGCUUCUACUGAGUCUCAAGUGCUUGUACCACAAACACCUUCAUUUUCCUCUAACACUACCUCAAUAUCAGACAUGUCUACAUCCAUUAGCCUCCCAGCAGAUUCUAAACGCGAUCCAAGAAGGGAUCCGCGCCGCCUUGACCCACGGCGUGUGGCAUUACCCGUUGAAGUGCCACCACCACCUAUAGUGGAGGACACAAGUUACAUGAAAUCGGAGUUUGUUGAUUCAAUACCUGCGGUCACAAGUGUUGAAAAUAUUUCAGUGUCUUUGAUGCCCAGACUGGAAGCAGACCUGCAAAUAUUCCAAAGUCCAAUAGUUUCUAAUCAACCACCUCUAAAGGAGGAGGUUAUGGAUUUAGAUGUCAAGGACAAUGUCCCUGUCCUUGACGUCAAUACUGGCUUAGAUCCUCUACUUUCUCCUGUUCGUGAAGUUGAUGAGGAGUUAGUGGAAGUUAAGGCAUCAGAUAUUGGAUUAACUGAAGAGGCUCAUAUUUCAUCUUUAAUGCAAAGCGACCAACUUUCGCCAGAUGCUUCAAACACAACUGUAUGUGAAGAGGCCUAUCCAGAUUUACCUGUCCUACCAUCAUACAUUGAGCUGACAGAAGAACAACAAAGGAAUGUGAGAAAGCUUGCUGUUGAACGGAUUAUAGAUUCAUACAAAGAUUUACAAGGGACAGAUUGUAGCCAGACACGCAUGGCACUGCUUGCUCGAUUGGUUGCUCAGAUUGAUGCUGAUGAUGAAGUGGUUUUGAUGAUGCAAAAACAUAUCGUCUCAGAUUACCAAUACCAGAAGGGGCACGAGUUUGUGAUGCAUGUCGUGUACCACCUGCAUACUCUCAUGGUCUCUGAUUCAGUUGAACAGUCCUCAUUUGCGGCUGUUAUAUACGAAAAAUUCCUCCUGGGAGUGGCAAGAUCAUUGUUGGAUGCUUUGCCAACUACUGACAAAUCUUUUAGUCGACUUCUGGGUGAAGUUCCACUUUUGCCUGAUUCAGCAUUGGAACUGUUGGACAAUUUAUGCUACUCUGAUUAUCAGCAUGGAAAAGAUGGUCAUGAUGGUGAUCGUGUGACCCAGGGCCUUGGUGCUGUGUGGAGCUUGAUUUUGGGGCGUCCACUUAAUCGGCAGGCUUGCUUAGACAUUGCUUUGAAGUGUGCUGUUCAUUCACAAGACGACAUUCGUGCAAAAGCUAUCAGACUGGUGGCCAACAAACUCUUUGUCCUUAAUUAUAUUUCAGAAGAUAUUGAGCGAUUUGCUGCGAAUAUGUUGUUGUCGGCUGUUGAUCAGCAUGUUUCGGAUAUAAAGCUUGCACCAUCUGUGUCCACUGAGCAAAGAACAGAAGGGGAGAGAGGAAGUCAGGAAACAUCCAUUAGUGGUUCUCAGUUUUCAGAGCCUGGAACAUCUGAAAAUGACCCCAUGACGGGUGCACAAUCUGAUUCGUCAGUUUCCUUUGCUGAAGCCCAACGCCUUAUUUCCUUGUUUUUUGCUUUAUGUAUAAAGAAACCUUGUCUUAUUCAACUUGUAUUCGAUAACUAUUCUCGAGCUCCUAAGGCGGUUAAGCAGGCCAUCCAUCGCCACAUUCCAAUUCUUAUGCGGGCCCUUGGGUCCUCAUAUUCUGACUUGCUUCACAUAAUAUCUGAUCCACCACAUGGAUGUGAAAAUCUUCUGACUCAGGUGCUACAUAUUUUGUCUGAGGGGUCGAUGCCUUCGGCUGAUCUGAUUGCCACAGUUAAACACUUAUAUGAAACUAAGCUACAGGAUCCUGCAAUUCUUAUUCCAAUACUAUCGUCAUUGUCCAAAACUGAGGUUUUACCUAUUUUUCCUCGGCUUUUGGAACUUCCGUCAGAUAAGUUUCAGACAGCACUUGCUCACAUACUACAGGGUUCAGCACAUACUGGUCCAGCAUUGACACCAGCUGAAGUUUUGGUUGCUAUCCAUGGCAUUAAUCCCGAGAAAGACAGGCUUUCACUUAAAAAGAUUACAGAUGUUUGCUCAGCUUGCUUUGAGCAGCGCACAGUUUUCACACAGCAGGUCUUGGCAAAGGCCUUGAACCAAAUGGUUGACCAAACCCCUUUACCUCUUCUCUUCAUGAGGACAGUAAUUCAAGCAAUUGAUGCUUUUCCCUCACUGGUUGAUUUUGUCAUGGAAAUACUUUCCAAGCUUGUCAGUAAACAGAUUUGGAGAAUGCCAAAAUUAUGGGUUGGGUUUCUAAAAUGUGUCUCUCAGACACAACCACAUUCUUUUCAUGUCCUAUUACAGUUACCACCACAACAGCUUGAAAGUGCUCUCAACAAGUAUGCUAGUCUCAGAGGUUCCCUUGCUGCUUAUGCCAGACAACCUAGUAUAAGGACGUCCCUGCCUAGGUCGGUGCUCGUACUUCUCGGCCUUGCAAAUGAAACCCAUGUUCAUCAACCCCAUCCGUUACCUUCUCUGCAUGCUUCAGACACAGGUUCUUCAGUUCAAGGCGCAGCACUAAUAUGAUAAAACAGAAGUCCUCGGGAUUUGAGAAAUUUCCCAAGCACAGUAGCACACCGUAUUAAUUAACUCAAGCCCAUACCAUGGUUCCAUAGCCCCCGAGGGAAUCACAGCGGAGUCAUUUUAAUACCAUGGUUCCGUAGCCCUAGAAGGAAUCCCAGUGCAGUCAUUUUACCGCGGUGAUCACUGGAAUCUGGAUAAAGUAUAAAUAGGGGUUUGUGACAAGUGGGAAAGGAUUUGAGGCAAGAAUUGCCGCCACAAGAAGCUUUCUUCGGUAGCUGCAGCUCUAGUGUUGUAAUAUAGUCGUUUAUUCCCUUCUCUUUCCGGCCUUAUUAUUAUUAUUAUUAUUAUUUUUUUUUUUUUUGCAAUUUUUUUCUACUUUGGUCCGAUUUUCAGCUUGGUGUAGCUUUUUCGGGAUUUUGAAUGUGUUAUUCAAAAGUGCGUUGGUUUUUUCCCCAAAAGAGUAGUUAGAAGUGUCCAACCCGAUAGUUCCUCUUCAGUUUUUAGGCUUGGUAUUGUGGCUCAUAUUGUAUUCAUAUUGGAGAGCAGGAGAUGCAUUUGGCCCCAACAUAAAAACAAUUGUUUUUUAUUUUUAUUUUUUAUUGGUGUUAUGGGCAAAA
Rhododendron vialii is the source of this 4592-nucleotide messenger RNA. RefSeq lists its product as uncharacterized. The transcript is spliced from 27 exons. Lineage: Eukaryota; Viridiplantae; Streptophyta; Magnoliopsida; Ericales; Ericaceae. Bases 1 to 3978 code for a protein of 1325 amino acids. The record is from RefSeq and is a predicted model, not a curated record.